GUAGGGAGAAGGUGGUCAAUCUCAAUCUGUCUACAUUUGCAAUCACCUUAACACAGUGACAGACAAGCCACCAGCCAAGGCAAAUGAGUUUUUAUUUGGUUUUAAACCCCGGAAACAUCUGAUGACUUGGCUACAAAUGAGAAACACAACGACGGAGCACGUGUGCCAUACCAACACCUUUUGCAUGCGUGCGUUUUAACGCCCGUCUUCCGAGUUCGCCUGUUUAUUUGAGUUCGAGCUGCUCAAGUUCUCUGGUGUUGCUGUCCUUCCUGCUCUGGUGGAUAUUUUAAUCGCUUGCCUUUUUGAUCAUUCUUCACCUGAGGAGAAAGGGUGGAUACGGAGGGGAGGUAAAACAGUGUCUUUAUUUGGGACGUUUUCUCCGGCAAGCUGCAACAUCGGGGCAAAUCGAACUAUUGGCAAGAGCUGGGGGGACCGGUGACUGCCUCUAGCAUGAUGUCAUAUCUCAAACAGCCCCCCUACGGCAUGAACGGCCUGGGGCUCAGCGGCGCUGCCAUGGACCUGCUUCAUCCGUCCGUGGGGUACCCAGCAACUCCAAGGAAACAGCGGCGGGAACGGACGACAUUCACGAGAUCCCAGCUGGACAUUCUGGAGUCCCUGUUUGCCAAGACGCGCUACCCCGACAUCUUCAUGAGGGAAGAGGUCGCGCUGAAAAUCAACCUCCCCGAGUCUCGAGUCCAGGUGUGGUUUAAGAACCGGCGAGCGAAGUGUCGGCAGCAGCAGCAGAGUGGCAGCAGUGCCAAGGCGCGUCCGCCCAAGAAGAAGUCGUCCCCGACGCGCGACAGCACCGGCUCGGAGAGCAGCGGCCAGUUCACCCCUCCGGCCGUCUCCAGCGCCGGCUCCUCGGCCAGCUCCAGCUCGUCCACGGGCGGCGGUGGCGGUGGCGGAGGGGGUGGAGGUGGCGCGGUGGGCACGGGCGUGGGCAGCAACACGGGCAUCAGCAGCACCUCUACCUCCAUCAGCACCGUCUCGUCCAUCUGGAGCCCCGCCAUCUCGCCCGGCUCUGCCCCCGCGCCGCCCGUCACCCUGCCCGAGGCCGUGGCGCCCUCCAACACCUCCUGCAUGCAGCGCUCGGUGUCUGGCUCGGCCGCCUCCUCUUACCCCAUGUCCUACAACCAGCCGGCAGGCUACAGCCAGGGCUACCCGGCCCCGUCCGGCUCCUACUUCGGCGGGGUGGACUGCGGCUCCUACCUGGCCCCCAUGCACUCGCACCCCCACCACCCGCACCAGCUCAGCCCCAUGACAGCCUCGUCCAUGUCGGGACACCCCCACCACCACAUCAGCCAGUCCUCAGGGCACCACCAUCACCACCACCAUCACCACCAGGCCUACAGUGGAGCCGGACUGGCCUUCAACUCCUCUGACUGCCUGGAUUACAAAGAACAGACAGCCUCCUCCUGGAAACUCAACUUCAACGCCACAGACUGUCUGGACUACAAAGACCAGGCUUCAUGGAGAUUCCAAGUCUUGUGAUUUUUUUUUUUCUCCCCUCGCCCUUCCUUCUUGUACCCCCUCCUCUCCUCCUCCUCCUCCCUCUUUCUUCUGCCCUCUUGUUUUUCAUAGUGUGCUGUUUUAAGGAAAAAAGUAUAUGAACUUUUAAAAGUUAACAAAAUAGUUAGAUGUUCACCACCUUUUUAAAAAAGACACCUUUCCUCUUCCCUCUCCCUCCCCGGAAAAAAGUAAACAGUGACAUUGGAAGACUAUGGACGAGAUGAAAAUAUAAAUAAAAAAGUUACUUUUUACUUUUGUCAAUGAAGAAUUGUGAUACAAAAAAAUGGCCUGGGAAGAACUCGCAAAUGCUGGACAGUAAACGCACCACAUUCAAAAAAACAAAAAACGUUUCGUCAAAACUUCAGAAACCACCAGCCCACUUCAACCUCUUCAAUUGUGUCGCGCCCGAGUCCUAUUAUGGAAUACAGUUGUUUCUUCUCUGCCCUUGCACAGCGACGCUGACGGGUCACUGGCCUUCUUACCUCCGUUCCCGUCCCCAAAAAACUGUAUAGUUUCUGCCGAUGUUUUCUUUUUUUUUUGUUAUUUUUAGGACGACAGAGAUUUUUAGUCAGCUGCAUAAAGGGAGCUGAAAUGUGUAAAUAUGUAUUUGGGUCAGUUACAGUGACCACAUUUAGCCGUUUACUGGAUUUGGAAUGGUUUAAGACAUUGCAAAACGGGAGUUUUAUGUAAAUCUUUUUUGUUUGUUUUUUUGUUUUUCUCCACAAUAUUCCAAAGAGAACAAUUCGGCCGUGUUACCCCUCACUUUUGUUCAUAGCAGUUCUCUCUUUAUCCCACCCUAAAAAAGGAUGAUAUUUUAAGACAAGCAAAAAAAAUUGCUGCAAUAAUGUAUCUUAAACGAAUUGGUAUUAAUUUGGGUGACAACUGAAUCAUUGUAGAGACAGAAAUGUUUUAAAAUGUUAUUUUAUAGUGCUGUGCGUCAUGUUUCUAUAACAGCACAAAAUCAUAUCAAUAUUUCAAAAUUUGCUUUGGUCAGAUUUCAACAGUGAUAUAGGCCUACUGGUUUAAUUUAAACAGCACUUGAUUUAGGCUACUGUUUUAAUCAAAAGAACAUUUUUUUUGGUAAAAAUGGAUUUUUAGGGCCAUGCACCGUUUCAAAAUGCCAGUGAAAUUCUGAAUGUAUUCCAGGCGAGCGCCCCUCCGGUCAUCAUGUCCAUAAAAUAAAGAUCAGUUAACAAAGACUAAACUCUACAA
Molecule: messenger RNA, 2721 nt
Organism: Engraulis encrasicolus (European anchovy)
Lineage: Eukaryota; Metazoa; Chordata; Actinopteri; Clupeiformes; Engraulidae
Gene: otx1
Product: orthodenticle homeobox 1
Exons: 4
Coding region: 451-1491 (346 amino acids)
Biological process (GO): multicellular organism development; regulation of transcription by RNA polymerase II
Cellular component (GO): nucleus
Molecular function (GO): RNA polymerase II cis-regulatory region sequence-specific DNA binding; DNA-binding transcription factor activity, RNA polymerase II-specific
Source: RefSeq, a predicted model, not a curated record